AUUUUGUGUGUUACCCUUAAUCCCAAUCUUCUGGUGACAAACCGGUUGAAAUAUAUUGAUCUGAAAAGUCUUUAUAUUUCAAUCUUCAAACACUCUGAUCUCAUCACAAUCAUUAUGGCUUACCCUUGUCCCGCUGCCAUAUUUGGCCCUCAAUAUUGUGUUCAAUGUCCGCUAGAUCUUGCCGUUGUGAAAAAGGUUAUGACAAUUUCAGAAGGAAACUUCUCUGUGACUGAUAUCAACGACAACAUCGUCUUCAAAGUUAAAAGCUCUCUCUUAACCCUCCAUGAACGUCGUGUCUUGCUUGAUGCCACCGACAUUCCCAUUGCCACCUUACGUCGCAAGAUGGUUACUAUGCAUGAUCGGUGGCAAGCUUUUAGGGGUGAAAGCACAAAAGCUAAUGAUCAUAUAUUUACAUUGAAGAGAUCAUCCCGAAAUAAGUUUAAGCCAAGAUUACAUGUAUUUUUAGCUGGUAACACAAAGCAGAAUGUUUGUGAUUUUCAAGUUAGAGGCAGUUGGAACGAACGUUCUUGCGCUAUUUAUGCUGGUGAGACAGACAACAUUGUCGCCAAGAUGCACAAAAAACACACUGUUCAGAGUAUGUUAAUUGGUCAAGACCAAUUCAUGGUUACAGUUUAUCCCAAUGUUGAUUAUGCUUUUAUAGUGGCGUUAAUUGUGAUUCUUAAUGAGAUCAACUUCGAAGAAGAAGAAGAAAAAGAAGAAGAAGAACAAGAAGAAAGUAGCGAAGAAGAAGAAAAAGAAGAAGAACAACAAGAAGAAAGUAGCGAAGAAGAAGGUUUCCCUCAUGUAUUAGCUUUUCUAUUUCAUUCUUGAGCUAGUAGUAGACCUUAGUAUGAAGUCCCUUAACUCUAUGGAACGUGCACCAUCUUUCGGGUUCAGAUCCUAUCACCUCGGCCUUAGGAGCAAGUAAUGUUCAGAUGUUGUGCAGGUGGAAUACCUCGCUCCAAAUCUGUUCUCAGUAGGUAUUAAGAGGCGUGAAAAUUUCUGUCCCUUUCCCCACUCUUUUGAAUGUGUAUUUGUCCUUAACGGGUGAGGUGUUAUUUUUUUUCCUUGGAGGAUAAGAGCUCUCGGCGUCGAGGAUGCACACCUUGACAUUGCAAGCCUUCUUCCCCGAACCUAAAUUUGGUUGCAUUGACCAUAUUUUUGUUCUUUACGAAUUUUAUAGACGUUUUCCCUUUUAAAAAUAAAUUUUGGUGGCGACUUCAUUGUUAUUCAAGCGUUAACACGCUCAAAUUUGUUUUUGCACCGCGAGAAAUGUCACGAAAACUGGAAAAUACACCUUAGAUUAUAAUACCAUUCUCUAGUACUUAAGAAAUUCUAAAGGGGGAUUUGACUAUCAUUGUGAACAAUUUCAUUCUUUCAAGGAAGUUUGAAAUCAGAUACUAUUCUAUUAUGAUUAAGGGGACUCCUCCAGAAGGUUCAAAAGUGAAAGGUUAUAGCACUUCGCCCUCUACGAGCCCUCGUGAUUAAGGGGCUGUAUAGUGGAAUAAUUGAGGAAGACUUUGAGCGGGGCAAGUGGAAUAUGCUUUAUCCUUCCCAAGUCGCCGCUAUAUUAGUUCGAACUCUUUUCGUCUGGUUUGAUCACCUCUUGUUUGGAUUUGUCGCCUGACUUUCCAUUUCUUCGUCCAUAACAUGCGAUCGUGGAUGAAGCGUGUACUAGAUCAACAUUCGAUAUCUAGGAAGUCGUGGAAUUUAACUAAAUCUCCUAAAUUUUUAGGUAUCAAUCAUCCACUCUUGUGAUGGUUGCUAUAUUCUAGAAAGACUUGGCUUACUCGAAUCAAGACCCUUAUGGAACUAUAAACACAUUAGUAUCCCAACAUUGAAGGAGACAUCCAAGAAACACACACAAACAAUAAUUUCUCACCUCAGGUGAGCUAACUCUCAAUAAACUAACAAUCUUAAAGUCUUUGAUUGAUACAUUGGAAAUUGGAGAUUGUCAAAUAUAUUAUCCUUUUAUCUAAUAUAGAUUUGAGUGUUUUUCAUGAUUACAAAAUAUAGAGUUGGAUUGAAUAAUUGAUAUACU
This is a messenger RNA of Vicia villosa (hairy vetch), 2041 nucleotides long. RefSeq names its product protein LURP-one-related 10-like. The coding region runs from base 115 to 831 and encodes 238 amino acids. Lineage: Eukaryota; Viridiplantae; Streptophyta; Magnoliopsida; Fabales; Fabaceae. The transcript is spliced from 3 exons. The record is from RefSeq and is a predicted model, not a curated record.